GGUAACACAAUUCGUCAGGACACCGGUGUGUGGCAACGAGGAGUUGACAGCUGGCAAAACCGAUCAACUAUAGGUUAGCUAGGCUACAUUCCUGCCGGGAUUUAAAUCAGUUUUUAUUAUUUUCUAAGAGAGUAGAUGCAAAUCUGUGUUAGCUGAGUUUGCUGGUGAUUAGUAUAGAAGCAGGUUAGCAGAAACAUUAGUAGUUAGUUGCCAGAUUCCCGUAGAAAACGACCAAACAUGUCGGAGGAGCUGUUUGGCCUGGAAGACCCGAGUAUGAAGAUGGAGGAGGACGGGGAGGGGGGUGGAGAAGAACAGAUACAUGCCGGUGUAUCAGGAGACGCUGAAGGAUCGAAGAUUGAUGCCAGUAAAAAUGAGGAGGAUGAAGGGAAGAUGUUUGUUGGAGGGUUGAGCUGGGACACAACAAAGAAGGACCUUAAAGAUUACUUCUCCAAGUUUGGGGAGGUUGUAGACUGCACUUUAAAACUAGAUCCUAUGACUGGACGAUCCAGAGGCUUUGGCUUUGUGCUGUUUAAAGAGGCUGAAAGCGUGGAAAAGGUAAUUCAGCAGAAAGAACACAAGCUUAAUGGUAAAGUCAUUGACCCGAAAAAAGCUAAAGCCAUGAAGUCCAAAGAGCCUGUGAAGAAGAUAUUUGUUGGUGGCCUUUCGCCAGAUACUCCUGAGGAGAAGAUCAGAGAGUAUUUUAAUGCGUAUGGAGAGGUAGAGUCAAUUGAGUUGCCAAUGGAAAACAAGACAAACAAAAGGCGUGGUUUCUGCUUCAUCACCUUCAAGGAAGAGGAGCCAGUAAAGAAAAUCAUGGAAAAGAAGUACCAUAACAUUGGCCUUAGCAAGUGUGAAAUCAAGGUAGCCAUGUCAAAGGAGCAGUACCAGCAGCAGCAGUGGGGUGGAAGAGGUGGAUACCCAUCCAGAGGUCGGGGGAGAGGGGGACCUAAUCAGAAUUGGAACCAGGGUUACGGCAAUUACUGGAAUCAAGGUUAUGGAAAUUACGGAAACUACGGCUACAACAAUCAAGGCUAUGGUGGAUACGGGGGCUAUGAUUACUCGGGUUACAACAACUACUACGGAUAUGGUGACUACAGCAACCAGCAGAGUGGCUACGGCAAAUCUCCAAGGCGAGGUGGCCACCAAAACAGUUACAAGCCGUACUAAUACAUAAACUCCAAAAAGUAGAUACAGGUAUGUUUUUUUUUAUAUUGUUUAUCACAAGCCAUCCUUAGCAGACAAUGUAUACUACAUUAACCUUUCUAUUUAACGUAUUUUGCUUAAUUUUGUUUUUCUUUAAAGUUUUUUACAGCACCCUCAAGUGCUUUACUGUAGUGGUAACAUAGAGACUUCAGUCUUUUGGCAAUAAUGUAACAGCUGGUUUUUGGCUGUUUCCUGACAUUUUUUUUGUAACAGUAAAAAAUAACAGGUACAGUACUGCUAAAUGGGUACCAGAAAAUAAGGAUUUACAACGAAAGAGAAAAAAAGAAGAAUGUUGUCUCCUAACUCUGACCUUGUUUGUACCUGCCAGCGGGGACUUCCUUGCAGGCCAUGAGCUGACCUCCCGAUUCUCUCAGGCCCGCUCAAUGCGGACAGGGUACGAGAGGCGUACGCUCUCGAAUGCUCCCAUUUGGUAUGGUCUUCCAACAUCCUGUAUAUGAAUUGUCAAAAAAAUCAAAGAAAAAAAAAAUACGUAACGGAUACUUCCAGCUUCUCCAUCUCUUUUAUUGUGUUCCUUUUUAAAAAUCUCAUUGGAUUUGUUUUAUGUAAUUCAGUCUAUUUUUGUAAUUUUAUAAUGCCAUUUUUUACAGGCACAUCAAGUAAUGGUUAAAUACAUCAACAGUCUUAAAAUUUUAUUAUUAAUAAUAAUAUUUGUUUACUUUUCAAAGGAUACAGCCUUCUCUGGACUUUCCAGUGUUAAUAUAUGCACUUCUAAUCAAAUCUAAUCUAAUCUUACCUGUAAUGCUUGCUUUUCCUUAUUUAUAGCUCGUGUAGCAGUAAUACCCAGUAGUCCAUGAGCUAAAACCUGGUUUUACUUGGACACCACUACGUCGGAGAAGUGCUUAAUUUUUUCGUAUUUGUAUUGUGUGUUGUUCUACUGACAGCGUUGAAAAUUUUUCAUUUGUAAACAAUGUUAAUUUCACCUAACAAAUUCUCUUUUUUUAAUCGUUGCAAAACUUGGGGGAAAAGAUGGCGCCAGAAAGUUGCAUGUAAUGUUUCUGUUAUUGUGAUUUUUUUUUAUAAACCACUGAAGACAUUUAUGUUCUUCAUAUUAUGUGAAUGGCUUUAAUCUUAAUUUUACAUUUUAAGAUUAUAAAAAUUUCUCUCAAAGGGGAUUUCUAAGUUAUUGUAUUUUACAUUAUUUAGAAUUUUGGAGUUCUUGAACAUUUUAGAGGAUAUUUGCUUCUUGCACGUUUUUGAAUUUGAUUAGUAUUUUUUUCUCUCCUGUCUUUCAGGUGGGGCAGUGUGGUUCGAGGAGAACGUUGAUGGAGUAUAUCGUAGUCAAGUCAAGGCUAAUAUUUAUAAUGGAGUGUUAAUGAAAGGACAAAAACAAAGGUCUUCAUUUUAACCGCAGCUACUGGCCACGCCCAGUAGAGCUUGUCUUUGCCAGAUGUUUGAUAAAGGUGGAUAUUAUUGAUGAACAAAACAGUAACACACCCUAAGACAGUGUAACACGCUUUGCUGUAGUCAAAAACCUAUUCUUGUUUUGUGUUAAGUUUAUAUGCUAAGCUCUGUUUAUGUUUGUGGAUCUAAACUUGUGUAAGUGUUGUGCUACUGCUUCAUGAACAGCAAAUCAUUUGUAAUUUUCUAAAGUGAGUAUUUAUUAGAAAAAAAUGAGUACAGAUGUCGUAUAGUAAUAAUAAUAUUAUUAUUAUUAAUUUCAAAUAGGCUUACAGAAUAGCAUAAACUAUUGAGAGAUGCAAUGGACGAAAUAAUAAAAUGUGUAUGUGAAAUAAGUUUCUUCCUUGUGAGCAUUCCACACUCUCUUUAUUGCCAGUGUUAUCAUCUGUUGUCUUACAUGAUGAACAGUAUUUACAAGCCAGUCAGUAUUUCCUGGGGUAAACAUCAGUUUAGUUAAAGUCUUGUCCAAAUUCAAAGAAAGACAGGAAUGCAAGCUUUAAUUUCAUUUCAUUUGGAGUGAGACAUUGGAAUAUACAAGCUAACUAUUACAAUAUAUUUACUUCAUAAAAUAAAUGGUAUAAAAUGCAAAGUCCAAAAUGAAAUAAUAAAAAAAAUACAAUCAAAAACUUCCUUCUUUCAUUUUUUUUCUUAGGAAGUGACUUGGAAUGAAUCACCUAUAAUAACAAGUUACAGCUAUACAGGUUUCAAAGGUCUGGAGGAAGCUAUCUAUAGGUAACAAUUAACUUCAGCAGUGUAAUCUCCAAUUUUGUAGUGUCUGAUGGAACUCAAGAACAGAAACAUUGAUUUGUGAUUUACUUUAUCUGCAAAUAAAGGUGAUAUAAACUCACAGUGCUUAGUCUCAAAGUAAAUAAUUCUAUAAAAGGGAGUGGAAUUUUGUAUAUAUACAAUUGUUUUUACAGAAAGUACGUUUUUAUAUCAGUUAUAUUUACAUCACGCAUUACGUUUCAUUUCAUGUGAAAUUGAAAAUGUGGAAACAAAACAAUUGAAAAAAUUAAGACCUAUUAACAAAAAAAACAAGAACAUAUAAAUAUAAGCUGCAGUCUGCUUCAUGUGUUUCUCCUCAAUAAGGAAACAGGAAAGGGUGAUUAUGUUAUGAGGGAAUCACUCCUGUUGCCAGAAGAAUGAUCAGCACGACAAUGAUAAGCACUAUCACUCCGAUUAUAAUCAUCAUCUUCAUAUUUUUCCACCAGAACUUUCUGGAAACCCUCGCCGAUGUCCUUUGGAAAGAGUCAGCCUGGUAGAGAGUGUAUACACAUACAAUUAUAGAAGGAAAGUGAUGCAAGUGAUGAUAAUGUACACGACAGUAGCUAAAUAACAAUCACUUCUACUGAUCACUGAGUGUGUUUACAUGCACUUCAUAAUAUGAUUAUUGUAAGCUUUUUUGAGUCGUCAUGAUAGACAUAUUCUGAUUUCUCAACCCUUUAACAUCCUUGUGAAAAACAGCAAUAGAAUAUUUACAGUUUUUUUGUUUUUUUUUUUGUUUAGGGGCAAUAAUAAAAAAAUCAAAAGAUAUAUUUUUUCUAACAUCAAUCUGAGAUGGCACAAUCAGGUUGAUUUAAGAUCAACACCUUCUUAAUAAAAUAGAGUGACUCAAAUGUGGUCUGAGCACAUUGAGCAAAAAUGUAUAGGGUUGAGUCGGAGUAAAGUCUGAAAAUCGGAUGAAUAAAUUUCAUAAGGCGAGCGUUUUCAUGCUAGCCCUUUUUUUCCGGACCUGGGUGCGCUUUCUCGGCAGGUUUGGUAAGUUUGGUGAAGUGUGAAAGUUGCUUUCGAAUCUGGGAGCGUUCCGGAGUACUGAUCCCGGGUCUUCCUAAAAUCGGUAGUCUAGGGAUCGCCUGGGUUAUUUCUGUUAUUUCCCUUUCCAUCAGUGUAAUAAUACUUAAUACCUAAUAAAUCCAUACUGUGACAGGGCAGAAGCGAUGGUACUGUAAUAAUCCCACAUUUGUGUAUUGAUUUUGGCCUGCAUAGAUAAACUUUUUUAAUAUGUGGAUGGAUGCUUGUCUAGAGGAGCUCCUGCAUGAUGGAAUGUCAUGCACCCCAAAAGCUCUGUUCCUCGCCACUCAAGUAUUUUUAUACAAAAGCGGUCAUCCACCAAAGCGUUUAUAAAACUACACAAAGAAAAAUGAGGUACAGAAUUACGCAAUUGAUUCACAGUUUGGAAAAAGUUUGCGUGUGUGAAAACAAACCAGAGAGAAUGAGAUCCUCCCCCAAACAAUCCCCAAGUCUGUCCUUUGGGAAUAGUGUGAAAACGCCCUCAAUCUUCUAGCUGAUGUAUGUUCAUAUUGCAGCUUGAUGUCUUACAAAAGCCACACCAUGAAGUUAUACAUGACAUCUAGUCUUAUUCUGUGAGUUUAUUGAAUGAUUGCAAAAAAAACCCCAAAUAUUUACUUACUCCUGUAAACUCUGGAGUAACCAGAUUAUGAAGUGCUUGUAAAUCGUGUACACAUGUAAACAACCUGUCGAGCCAUUUUUACAAACAAUAUUGUGUACUGUGGUAAGCAAAAUGGUGAACAUUUUAUUAUUUCUAAAUAUUUUAAGAUGUUUUUAUUAUACACAAUAUGUAUUGACAUAUAUUGACAAAAU
Molecule: messenger RNA, 5223 nt
Organism: Astyanax mexicanus (Mexican tetra)
Lineage: Eukaryota; Metazoa; Chordata; Actinopteri; Characiformes; Acestrorhamphidae
Gene: hnrnpd
Product: heterogeneous nuclear ribonucleoprotein D
Exons: 7
Coding region: 238-1167 (309 amino acids)
Biological process (GO): regulation of gene expression
Cellular component (GO): nucleoplasm
Molecular function (GO): RNA binding
Source: RefSeq, a predicted model, not a curated record